CCCCACUUCUUAACAAUGUUGAAGCUAUUCCCGCCAAAACACUCACUCAGACCCAUUAGAACCAAGAUUACGGACCAUGUAUUUUCCACAUCAUUGUCUUCUUCCUCCGAUCCCUCAACCAUUAUUCUCGACUCCAAAACCCUGAAACAAGCCCUCGAAUUUUUCACUUCCACUUUAAAACAAAACCCAAAAAGCCCAACCAAGGAUCUUCGCUUAUAUUCUUCUAUAAUCCAUGUCUUAACAAGUGCCAGAAUAUACACCACUGCCAGGUGUUUGACAAAAGACCUAAUCCAAACCCUCCUCCAAUCCCUCAAACCUCGUCGUGUUAGUUCUCUGGUUUUCAAUGCCCUUAAUCAGCUAGAAGGCUCAAAAUUUACUCCCAAUGUGUUUGGAGUGUUGAUUAUUGCAUUUUCUGAGAUGGGUCUUCUUGACGAAGCCUUGUGGGUGUAUCGCAAGAUCGGGGUUUUACCUGCAGUGCAAGCUUGUACUGCUCUUUUAAAUGGGUUGGUUAAGAAGGCUAGCUUUUAUUCCAUGUGGGAAUUAUAUGAGGACAUGAUUUCGCAUGGUUUGGUGCCUAGUGUUGUCACUUAUAGUGUAUUAGUCGAUGCUUGUUGUAGCCAAGGUGAUAUUCUGAAAGCUAGGAGUUUGGUUAAUGAGAUGGUGAAGAAAGGGAUUGAACCAACUAUUGUGAUCUACACGACUCUCAUUCGUGGUCUUUGCAACGAGAGUAAAAUCGUGGAAGCAGAAAGUAUGUUCAGACAAAUGAAGGAAUCUGGAGUUUUACCCAAUUUGUAUACUUAUAAUGUUCUGAUGGAUGGAUAUUGCAAAAUAGCAAAUGUGAAACUCGCCCUGGACUUAUAUCAAGACAUGCUUAAAGAUGGACUGCUGCCAAAUAUUGUGACCUUUGGUAUCUUAAUAGAUGCUCUUUGCAAAGGGGGCGAAUUAUUGGCAGCAAGGUGCUUCUUUGUUCAGAUGGCCAAGUUGGGUGUUGUUCCAAAUGUACUUGUGUAUAAUAGUUUGAUUGAUGGGCACUAUAAAGCAGGGAACCUAUCCAAAGCAAUGGAUUUACUUUUAGAGAUGGAGAUUUUCAAAAUUUUGCCUGAUGUUUUCACCUUCAGCAUACUUAUUAAGAGUGUUUCUAGUUUGGGUACAGUUGAAGAAGCAGACUGUAUACUGAAAAGAAUGGAAAACGAGGAGGUUCAUGCAAAUUCUGUGAUCUAUAAUUCGCUAAUCAAUGGAUACUGUAAGAAAGGAAACAUAGAGAAGGCUUUGGAGGUGUGUUCCCAGAUGACAACGAAGGGUAUAGAACCAAACGUUAUCACCUUCUCUACAUUAAUUGAUGGUUAUUGCAAGGUGGGAAACAUGGAAUCCGCCAUGGGUUUGUACUCGGAAAUGAUAAUCAAAAGCAUUGUGCCUGACGUGGUUGCUUUCACGGCAUUGAUUGAUGGUCAAUGUAAAAAAGGUAACAUGGAAGAGGCCAUCCUGCUGUAUAAGCAUAUGCUGAAGGCCGGGCUUAGCCCUAAUGUUUUCACAGUUAGUUGCUUGAUUGAUGGCCUUUGCAAAGCUGGAAGGACAUCUGAUGCAAUUAAAUUUUUCUUAGACAAGACUGGAGGUAACACCACUGGCAAUCGAGUAAAUGAAAUGGACAGUAUUUAUUGUUCACCAAAUCAUGUGAUAUACACAUCUUUGAUUCAAGCUUUGUGCAAGGAAGGGCAGAUUUUUAAAGCUAGCAAGCUUUUCUUGGAUAUGAGAUGCGGUGGUUUAAGGCCAGAUGCAUUGGCUUAUGCUGUCAUGUUGCAGGGGCAUCUAAAUGCCAAACAUGUGAUUGAUGUGAUGAUGUUGCAUGCUGAUAUGAUAAAGAUGGGUGUCGUGCCAAAUGAAGUUAUAUAUUGGAUCUUAUCAAGGGGUUAUGGAGAGAAUGGGUAUAGGAAGUCAGCUCUCAGUUGUUCUGAGCACUUGAUAGAAACAGGUCCUGAGCUUGUUGAGUCUUAAAACCUGUGGGAGCAUCAUUAUACACAAUGAAUAAGGAAAAUACAUUGCCAGUUUGCAUAAUGAUUUCCGGGAAGUGAUCAGAUCAGAUCAUUAGGACUUUGAGGGUGAUCCUCCUUUAAUACCUAUCAAAGCCCGAGAAGUAUGGUUAUAUUGUAAAGGCCUCAAUAUUAUCUAUUAAGGUAAGUAACAACAUCACUUUUGUCUAUCGAGGGAAGCAACAACAUCAGAAGGAGAUUCCUAGAUGUUAAAUGUCAGAAGGGUUUGAACCUGAGGGACACUGCAUCUUUUCUGCUGAUUCAUUGAGGAACAAAAUCCUGAUAUCAAGGGGAUCAUUUUGUGUUCAAAGCACUGCUUUUGGUUUGCUUAACCAUGGCACUUACUGUAUUUACUACAUUUGGAGUCUACUAAGCCUCAGAUCCUUCUAUGUUAGUACUUGGCUAAACCUCAAAUUCUAUGAGGGUACUUUUUGGGUCAAAUCCUUAUGUUGUCAAUUUCACCCUGUACAUAUUCUAUAAUAUUAAAGCACUUUGAUGUCCCAAAAUAUGUCCAAGAGGGGGGUGAAUUGGACUUUAAAAAUAAUUUUCUGUUCUUGCUCAAAACCUUUGAAAAUUGCAGCUUGGUUCAACCUAAUUUUCUAAUGUGAGAUAUAAACAAUACAACUCUAUUGAUAAGUU
Molecule: messenger RNA, 2666 nt
Organism: Hevea brasiliensis (rubber tree)
Lineage: Eukaryota; Viridiplantae; Streptophyta; Magnoliopsida; Malpighiales; Euphorbiaceae
Product: pentatricopeptide repeat-containing protein At5g61400
Exons: 1
Coding region: 16-1992 (658 amino acids)
Molecular function (GO): protein binding
Source: RefSeq, a predicted model, not a curated record